AUGGAUCUCUCAGGCCUCUCAUCGUCGGAACAGCAAGCAAUGUCUCGCAUCAUCGAGCAAAAACAGAUGAAAGACUUUCUCAAACUCUACACCGGUCUGGUGGAACGAUGCUUCGAGUCUUGCUGCAACGAUUUCACCUCGAAAGCGCUCAGCUCCAAGGAGGACACAUGCGUCUCGAACUGCAUCCAGAAGUUUUUGAAGCAUUCCGAACGUGUCGGUGCCCGGUUCGGCGAAGAAAACGCAAAGAUGAUGGCUCAGCAACAGAACAAGUAA
Messenger RNA from Ustilago hordei, 273 nucleotides. RefSeq names its product putative TIM9 - Translocase of the mitochondrial Inner Membrane. The transcript is spliced from 3 exons. The record is from RefSeq and is a predicted model, not a curated record. The coding region runs from base 1 to 273 and encodes 90 amino acids. NCBI's taxonomy places the organism in Eukaryota, Fungi, Basidiomycota, Ustilaginomycetes, Ustilaginales, Ustilaginaceae.